This is a messenger RNA of Sphenostylis stenocarpa, 1962 nucleotides long. Lineage: Eukaryota; Viridiplantae; Streptophyta; Magnoliopsida; Fabales; Fabaceae. The record is from the annotation of a GenBank genome assembly.
AUGUUUGAUUGGAACGACGAAGAGCUUGCUAACAUAGUAUGGGGUGAGGCGGAUGAGAGUGAUGAUCACAUUGUACCAUAUCCGGAGGGAAGUGAAGAUCUUAAUGACAAGAAAAAAUGGAAUCAGGAAGCUUCUGCCAGUAAACUGAUUGAGCAAAAGAGGACAGAGAUUAAAACUGAUAUUCAUCAAGGAACGCUAGGAAGCAGUUCCAAAUUUGAUACUAUUGAGGGACAAUCUGCCUCAGAAUCUGGCACAAACUCAUGGCCUGACUUGUCUUUAUCCAGUGCAGCUAAAAUUGAUCAGGAUUCCCUGGGUGCUGAAGUAUCUAAAAAUUUAGAAGAGACUACACAGCUAGAAAAGGAAGUAGAAAAGCAAGGUGAUUUUGCCAACUAUUCCUGGGAUAACAUAGGAAGCUUUGAUGACCUUGAUCGAAUUUUCAGCAAUGAUGACCCUAUAUUUGGUCAUGUAAGUCUCGAGAAUUCUGAUGCGUUGUGGUCUUCCAAAGACACGAGUAACAGUUCAGUACCCUUACACUUGAAAGCACCAAACCAAGCAAAUGCUUUAAGGAACAGAUCUGAACCUUUGGAAAUUAAAGCAGAAUAUGUUCAACCGAAUGAUCAAUCAUUUUCCCCCACAGUUAAGAGGAUUGAGGAUUCUUCAUCUCAUGACAUUCAGAACGCUACCGGAACCACAUUCAAUCUAGGAUAUUCUAGAGACAGAGUUACCCCUGCUGAGAAGGAGCAACAGGAUUUUGGGCAAAAUAAUCAGUUGAAAGCUCGGAAAAAAUCACAUGGUAAAAUUGAUGGAAAAGCAUUGCAGGAGUUUUAUUGUAGCUGGUCUCCUUCAUCGACCACAUCUGGACAAUUUCAGAAUCAGCUGGUGUCUUCAGUUGUACAGUCUUCCCCCUCUUCAAUUCUUGGGCAACAGAACCAUCUUCGAGGACCUGAGACACCAUACCAGGGCAUCACAAAUACAUAUAUGACACCCCCUUCAUAUGGGAAUCUUACAAAUACAUAUUCUUCUAUUUCAGUGCAACCUUCGGCACAGUCAGGAGUUCUUACACAACAGCCUCUGCUUUCUGGGUAUGAAGCAUCUCUUGGUGUAAUGAGUCCUGUGAACAAGUUUGUGGGCUUAGUGAAGCCUCUUACCAUGACUCCUCAGGAAAAAAUUGAAAAAUUAAGGAGGCGGCAGCAAAUGCAGGCAAUGCUUGCUAUUCAGAAGCAACAGCAAGAAUUUGGCCAUCAAGUUCCUAGCACUAAUAAAUCAAUUAAUAAAAACUGUGCCAUAGAAAUGCAUAAUCAACAUUGUGAUGGGGCUGAUCCUGAAAUUGAAGAUUUAAGAACACUUCCAUCUCCAGAUCCACCAACCAAGCAAGAUGAUUCUAAGACAAUCUCUUCGGCAAUUGAUGAUCAUUUUGUUGAAGAUACAAUUCUGUACAUGCUUCAGGAUGUGAUAUCAAAGUUAGAUGUCAAAAUUAGACUCUGCAUUAGAGAUAGCUUGUUCCGGUUGGCACAAAGUGCAAUGCAAAGGAAUUAUGCUAGUGAUACAAGCAGUACAAACAACAGUAGCAGAGAAGAAACUGUAGUUGUUGCCAGAGAAGAAAGCAGUAGCCAAAACAGAUAUGCUAGGAUUGCUGAUGUUGAAACCAAGACAAAUCCCAUUGAUCGAACUGUGGCGCAUUUACUCUUUCACAGGCCUUUGGAGUUAAUUGGGAAUUAUUCUGAUAAACUGGAGUCACUUAUUUCUGCCCAAAUACAAUUUGAAAGCAAAAACGCUAACGUGGAGAACUUUCCAAUGGAGUGUUUGCCGGAUGAGGACUCCAAAGGUAAUGAACAGUUUUCUCACCAAGGGCUUGAGCCUCUGCCGGAGGACCCAUUUGGAAACAGUCAUUGCAUAGACACUUCAGAGAAUGCUUCUGACAAUGAGCUAGUUGAUGCUGGAGAUCAGUUGUAUGGAUCAUAA